GCAGACAGCACGCACCAGCAGACCUCUCGGGAUUCUCUCGGAAAAGCUUGGGAAAAGCUGCAUGCAUGGGAGCUUCGACGUGCCAGUCGUCCUUCGACUUUGUUAACAAAGUACCAAGUCAACCGCAGUAAAUCCAAGUGGUAUCGAUAAGUUUAACUCACGAUAAAAGCCUCGUAGUGGUUUUGUGCACCAACCCAAGCGCAGGUCAUCACGUAUAAUAAUCACGAAGAUGGCGUCGAACAAGAGCCAACGUUGGGUCGUCGACUCUGGAAUAUUGCGAAAAAAAGCCGAGGAAGAGGACCUACGGGAGCUACUGGUCUUCGGUUACGGCUGCAAGCUCUUUCGGGACGACGAGAAGGCUAAGUUGAUCGAUCAGGGCAAGCAUUUGAUACCCUGGAUGGGCGAUGACACGCUCAGAAUAGACAGAUAUGAUGGACGAGGCGCCUUGGGAGAUCUACGGAUAUAUGAACCACCACAAGGUGGUUUUGACCUGCGCACUAUUCUCUCAGAGGAUGAGUAUAAAGUUGAGCAACUCUGUGAUCAGGAAAGGUAUAAAUCUCUCUACAACAAUGAGGCCGAAGAAGCCAUGUAUCACGAGGAAGAAAUCAAAAGGCUUCACCAAGCACUUGAUUCGGAAAACUCGUACAGUCAAGUGGCCUUUAAUUAUGACGAGGAAAAGAAGUUGGAAGAAAAUUCUGAAAGUCCAAAACCUUCUGAAGAUUCGCAAGAAGAUGAAGCUUUUGAACCCGAUCCUGAACUCGAAAUACCAGGAGACAUGAUAGUACCUGAAACGCAAAAACUCAACGCCAUCAUAGUAAAAACUGCCCUCUUUAUUAGUCAUCAGGGUGGUCAAAUGGAAGUUCUAAUAAAGACAAAGCAAGCAGAUAAUCCGCAAUUUUCGUUCUUAUCGAUUGAUGGCGAGCUGUACCCCUAUUAUAAGCAUCUCUUACAAGCCAUAAAGUCUGGCAAAUAUAAUCCAGAAAAGCAACCUGAUAAGGAAGAACCUGCUCCUGAAGAAGAAGCGGAAGAAGAACAGUCAGACGACGAUGAUGAACCUUAUCUACAUCCAAGUCUCGUGUCAUCUCUCAAAAUUGAAGCAGCGCCAAGCAUUCCCAGUAUUAACUAUAAACCAUCGGCCGACUGUGCUUACUCAAUGUUGGUGAAUAAAAUUACUGGAAAACCGCCAACUGCAAAAACCGCGCUCAAGCCAGAGGUAAUACCACCACCGCCAUUGCCCCCAAUGGGUUAUUACCACCCCAUGUCACAGGGCUACCCUCCGUAUCAAGCACAACCACAGCAAUAUACGCACGGACCAGUGCUGUACAAUGCUAACGGCAACGCUCCAGCGCCGCAACUCAACCAAACUCCAGCUGUGCCGCAAUACAGUUCUUCGGCACCGGUGCAACCUGCAGCCACGGUACCUCCAGCUGUUCAGACACCCCAAAAGGAACUUCCAGCCCCUCUGGUGCCGUACGGUCCUACGCCACCAAAACCACUGAGCAGGCCAUCCUUCAUCGUACCUCCGGCCGAUGUGCAAAUCAUCAUUGACAAAAUGGCAAGCUACGUCGCGAAGAACGGCCGGGACUUUGAAGCCAUAGUUAAAAACAAGGGCGAUCCGCGUUUUAACUUUCUUGAACUCUCGCACCAGUAUCACGGCUACUACGCUCACAAGCUGACGAUGUGCGAAGGAGCUGUGAACCCUCGUGUGCUCACGGACGAAGAGUUGCUGCAAAAGCAAGAGUUGCAAGAAGAAAAGCAAAAGAAGCUUCAGGAACUGGAGAAGAAGCAGCAGCGCAUGGAGGAGGUUCAGAAACGGGUGAAGAUGAUACAGGAGAAGAAAAAGGGCGAGAUCGGCACAAACAGGCAGAGUCCCAGCAAGCAAGUGACGACCGUCUCGUUUUCCAUUAAGAAACCCAAAGAAGGGGAAAAUACUGUGAUAGAGAAGCGUAACGCGUUGCCUCAAGAGGAGAGCGACGAUGAAGAAGCCAGUGACGAUAACGAGAAAAAGGUUAAUAACAAGUCUGAGUCUCCUGCGCCCACAGUGGAGGAGAAAGUAGCAGAGAGCGUUCCUUCUCCCAAAAAAGAAAAGGAGUCGAAAAAGAUUCCAGACAAGCCCGUAACUAAGGAAAAAAAACGUAAAACCCCAACAACGACGAUAUCAGUAGCUACAACGACGACGACGACGACAACAACUGCUUCUGAGAAACCUGUAGUGCCCGAAAAACGAACUCAGCCCAAGCCAGCAGUACCUCCAACGAAGCCGCAACCUAACUUGGAUAAGCCCCUGCACCCAGAAAAAAAGUUAAAACCGUCGAAGCCUGCGAUGACGCUAGACAUCACCGACAUAGUUGACCUCACCGAUGACGUCUUUGACGAUUGCGAGUUGAUUCACACCAAUCCAACUGCAGAAGACCGAGCUAAGCAUAGGGCUUUUGUAGCAGCCCGAGCCAAGCUCAACGUGACGCGAGAACGCCAGCUUCAGAUGGAGCGACGGAGAAAAGCAGCGAUGUUCCUCAGUCAAAUCCAAGCGCCUACGAUAGCACGGAAAGACAAGCCAGCUGCGAAGCCUGAACCGCGGCAGCUCGCACCGCCUGCGUUGUUGCGCCAAGAGCCAGUUGUAUCCGUGGUGCCAGUCUCGUUUGGUAAAGAGGAGCUUGAGGAGCUUAGGAUGUGCACCAACUCGCUGAUGAGCAAGUUACGACCAUUGGAGGUGAGCAGAAGGUCGAAGCCGAGGUCCAGGAGCCGAAGCAGCAGCGACGGCCACUCGGAGCGCCACAGGAGCCACAAGAAGCACAAAAAGAAAAAGAGCUCUCACAAAAGUGUUUACAGAGAAAACAUCAGCAGCUCCCGGUCUCAUAAAUCGAAAAAAAGCAAAAAAUCAUCAUCCAGGCAUCGAGAACGGUCGAGAAGUUCUCACAGGCACUACACAUCUUCUCGCCAUAGAAGAGAAAGCAGCUCAAGUGACUCCGACACAAGCUCGUCGUAGAGGCUUUGUAGAAGUGAUUUGACAAAUUGCCGUUGAAUUGUGUAUAAUUGUACAUACGGUUACGCAGUCGGUACAUUGUUGAUUGAUAAUUUUAUCUGAGAAUCUGCCAUUGAAGAAUUGAGAGUGUUGAACGAUAUUAUGAGCCAUGCUAGUGAAAGUGUUGCCCUGAAACAGAAUAACAGACUUUUUUUAAAUAAGCAUCGACAGAGCAAACGCCAUGUUUUUAUAAAAAUAUUGAAGAAUUAUUACAUACUAUUUUUGUAAAAUUUUGGAUAUCUUAUUUCUGAUUCCUGUGAUACUUGCAAAGUAAUUGAUUUUAGAUAAAAAAAAGUUAUUAUUUGUCUUUGAUUGA
Copidosoma floridanum is the source of this 3338-nucleotide messenger RNA. It is a transcript of the gene su(w[a]), whose product is annotated as suppressor of white-apricot. NCBI's taxonomy places the organism in Eukaryota, Metazoa, Arthropoda, Insecta, Hymenoptera, Encyrtidae. Gene Ontology annotation, molecular function: RNA binding. Gene Ontology annotation, biological process: mRNA 5'-splice site recognition; RNA processing. The record is from RefSeq and is a predicted model, not a curated record.